UUUCUUUUAUUUAGGUGGGCGUCGGGAGAAGAACAGAAGAACUUUUCGAAAUUACACAAAGCUGUAGCCCAAUUAUUUUUAGUACAUAAUUGUCGGUAUCUUAAGCAUCUUUGCAGUAACUGAGUAUGUGAUGGUGUAGGCAAACCUUCGCAUGCUGCGCCGUAUCUUCUAAAAGGUCUAAAAUACAAGGAAAAUUACGAAGCACCUGCACAGCAUAGACGUCGAUAAAAAAAAAAAUAUAACGAAUAAAUUGAAGUUCGGUUCCUCAACAAUAAGAAUGGGUUGUGGGCUCAGUUCGGAGGCCGCCGCAGCCCUACCAGUGCCAUCCAGUCCUGACGAAGCCCUAGAGUUGGCCAUGAAGCACGGAGACAUACAGGCUCUGGAAAAGGCUCUCGAAACCCAUGCGAAUGUAAACAAGAAAGUCAAAGACGAGCAUGGCACCGAGUGUACCAUUCUGCACAUGGCUGCUCGAGUUGGCAACGGAGAGGCAAUAAAGAUGAUCCUCAAGGCUGGGGCUGACAUCCGCGCCGUAGAUAGCAAUGGACAGACAGUGCUGCACUGGGCCGCUCUGCAUGAUAAACCCGACGCUGUUGUUGAAUUAGUGCAGGGAGGACUCCCCGUGGACACACCGGGGAGCAAUGGAGAGACGGCUCUGAAGAGUGCACUCCUAAAGAAGGCAAACAGCGCGUUGGCCAAACUCAUAGAGCUGGGAGCGUCGGUACAGGACCCGGACAAGAAUGGACUGGAAGCUCCUCUGGUCACAGCAGCCAAGAAUGACAACGUGACAGCAGUGUUGCUGUUACUCAAGGCGUAG
Penaeus chinensis is the source of this 814-nucleotide messenger RNA. RefSeq names its product putative ankyrin repeat protein RF_0381. Gene Ontology annotation, molecular function: protein binding. The transcript is spliced from 7 exons. Lineage: Eukaryota; Metazoa; Arthropoda; Malacostraca; Decapoda; Penaeidae. The record is from RefSeq and is a predicted model, not a curated record. The coding region runs from base 278 to 814 and encodes 178 amino acids.